Messenger RNA from Hylaeus volcanicus, 1629 nucleotides. Its product is annotated as SET and MYND domain-containing protein 4-like. Bases 401 to 1489 code for a protein of 362 amino acids. The record is from RefSeq and is a predicted model, not a curated record. Gene Ontology annotation, molecular function: protein binding. Lineage: Eukaryota; Metazoa; Arthropoda; Insecta; Hymenoptera; Colletidae. The transcript has 2 exons.
UAUUUCUAUGUCCGUGGUGGUGCCGAACCUGGUGACUGUCACGUGGAGUACAAGAGUUAAUGUUUUUUAGAAUACACCACAGUUUAAACCUCCUUCCCAUAUUUGAAUUGUACAAACAUAAUCGGCAAAAAUAAUUAUGCGAGCUUGAAUAUCGGUGGAUCCCCCUACAAGGAACAUAUGUAACAAAGUGCACUGCAUAUUCUUGCACGUGGUUAUCAAGUUUUCUACAUGCUCGGAAAAACACUACUAAAUUCAAACGCAAUCUUUACGAUCCCGUUUGAAUAAGACUUAGGUCACAGAAAUAAACAAAAGAACAUACAAAACCGUUGAGGCUUAGAAGGUACUGCAUUACGUGGAUGGUAUCGAUUAUACGUAAUUUGAAACUUAUAAAUAAUAGAAGAUGGAAAUCCAGAAAGCAUAUUAUUCAUUACAAAAAAGGAUGGCUUCUGCAUUGACAGAUGAAGAUCACUUUAUCGAAUUCCAAAGACUACAUACAGAUGAAGAACGUGUAAAAUUUACUCUUGAUCUUAUGUUAAAAUACAAUGUACUUCCUAAUGUGUGUCCUGCUACAAAAAACGCAAAUGAAUCUGAGAAAUUAAGGACAUUAGGUAACAACAUAUUUGUUUCCAAAUCAUUGACAAAUACAUCUUACGAACAAGCUUUGGAACUUUACACCAAAAGUAUAGCUUACGCUCCUUAUCCAUCCGAACAACUUACUUUGGCAUAUGCCAACAGAUCUGCUGCCUUGUUUAAAUUAAAGAAAUACGAAGAAUGCAUUCGCGACAUAGAUAGAGCAUUGGCAUUAAAUUACCCAGAUUAUUUGAAAGCUAAGAUUUACAUAAGAAAAAUCGAGUGUUUGGAGGCUCUAGAGCAUCCUAAUGCAGACAAUGGUAUCAAAGAAGCACAGCAAUGGUUAGAUAAAAUGCCUUUAAAUUGCGAUUACUGUAAGAAAUUAAAGGAGACGCUUAUUUCUAAAGACAAAAUGCCAAAAUUGUGUAGCUCUAAAAGACAAACAGAUGCGAAACGUAAGACAAAAUAUACUUUUCCUGAAAUAAAGACUCCCAACACUGAAAUACCUUGUGCUUCGGAUGCAAUAAGUAUAAAGUACAACAAACAAUAUGGUAGACAUCUUGUGGCUACACGCAAAAUAGAUCCUGGUGAAGUAAUUGCCAUAGAAAAAGCAUACUCUACACUCUAUAGUCUUGAUAAUAUGUACACACAUUGUUCCUACUGUUUAAUACCAUGUUGGUCCAAUAUACCUUGUAACUACUGUCCUUACAGUAUGUAUUGCUCAGAAGAAUGUAAGACUUUGGAUUGGGAGAAAUAUCAUGACAUGGAAUGCUCUGUAAUUCCUUUUAUGUUUAAGCUGGAUUUUAGUACAACGGAAUUAUUUAGCGUAAGAAUCGCUGUACAGGCUGUAAAAGAAAGUCCGAGUAUACGAGAAUUAAGACAAGAAUUGAGAGAAGUUGACACUUGUAAUGGUAAUUAACUAUAUCCUCGUACAAAGGGUUUCUCUAAGAAGGGUACUUUUGAGAAUGAUAAAUACAGAAGUUUAUAUAGUCUCGAGACAAAUAGCGAAAAAUAUUCGACCGACUAUAUGUUUAGCAGAUGUCUUGGUACUAGUUUCAU